GUACAAGCCUAUGACAUCCCUAUGACGCUGAAUGGCGCGUCAGGGCUACUUAUUUAUGGAUCGCUCCUCGUCCCACCUAGCUAUUUUUACCCUCCAUGAGGAGCCUCCGGCUGAAAACUCGAAUUUAUUUACGGUCCGGAAAGACCGGUUAAGUUAGUCCUGUUCUCUGCCGUCAUUCUCCCACCCCUCCAAUGUUUUCUGCCUCACAUCUGGAUCUCGGUCUUGACCGAUUUGCCGACUCCUUGUCUAUUGUGUAGAGAAUCAACUGUAGCAGCGCUAUGCUACUCUUGAUCUAACGGCAUUCCUGCGGUAACGAACAGAUGGUACCAUGUGCUUGGUCUUCCUGAUGCAGUGACCAUCUCGAACGUGCUACAACCCUACUUAUAGGUAGCUGCUGCAUUAAAUAUGCCGCCCUAUUCAUCAUGAUUGACCUCUUCCAUGGUGUCUUGCUUUUCUCGGUCUUUGCAACUUCAGAAGUAUAUGGCACCAAUCUAACCUCUUUCGUGAAUCUUUUCAUUGGAACAUCGACCGCGGCAAAUGGCGGGAGUGGGGGUAACGCCUUUCCAGGCUCGGCAGUUCCCUAUGCGAUGGCCAAGGUUGGAAUCGACGUCAGUACUACGCCUCGACAAGCGGGAUAUAUCGCAGAUAAUUCGUCCAUCACUGGCAUAUCACUGAUACAUGACGAAGGUACAGGUGGGAAUACGGCAGGGGGUUAUGGCAUAUUCCCACUCUUUCCCUUGACCAACUGUUCUUUUUCCGAGUGUCCAGUCAGGAUUGGUGCUCGGGCUGCUUUACGUGCUGCGGGAGCCGAUGUCGCUUUCCCUGGUUACUUUACCACGACAUUUGUCAACGGCAUUCAGCUAGAGGCAACAUCCACGCGAAGAGCCGGGCUGAUCAGAUUUACUUACCCUGAGGGCAACAGUGUCAACCACGUCGUAGUCGAUCUGACAAACGAUCUGCAGCGGUCGUUUGAAGGCGGCGGCCUUUCCAUAGCCAACGGAAGAGUCACUUUACAGGGGACAUUCCUUCAAAGUUAUGGAACGGACAAUUACACGGCUUACGCCUGUUAUGAUUUCACCUCCGAGUUCGCAAACCAGAGCUUGAUUGCAUCCGGAAUAUACCAAUCUACUUCGUCCAGUGAUGCCAACAAUAUCGUGAUUACGCCUAAUGCGAGCACCGUUAGCUUCGCAUUCCAGUCUUCUGUCUAUGCAAAUCAGGCGGGUGCCUUAUUGUCAUUUAGUUCCUCUACUGUCACUGCACGUUUCGGAAUAUCCAUGAUCAGUACCGACCAGGCAUGCGCGAACGCAGAGGAGGAAGUUCCUACCUGGAAUUGGGAUGCCGUUCAGGCAGCAUCAGUUUCGAAAUGGGAAGACGUGUUAUCGCGUGUUCAGGUCAACCCUGACGUUGAAGAUCCUACGAUUGUAGAACUUCUGUAUUCAUCACUAUACAGGGCAUCCCUCAUUCCAGCAAACCUCACCGACGAGAAUCCAUACUGGGAUUCUCCGUAUCCUUUCUAUGAUGCUUUAUUCUGCUCAUGGGACACAUUCCGGACUGCGCACCCGUUGCACUCAAUUAUCAAUCCCCGUGCAUGGGCUGAUAUUGUUAGUGCGUAUGUAGACGGCUGGCGUAACACGGGUUAUAUACCCGAAUGUCGUGCUAACACGAAGGCCGGGUAUGUUCAAGGUGGAAGCGACGGCAUGCCAAUUCUAGGAGACUUUGCGGUCAAGUAUGGAUCUCAAGCUGCAGAUCUAGGUGUGUCAGUGGAUGAUCUGUACCAAGCUUUGGUAGACACUGCAGAGAAUACGCCACCAAACUGGUAUCGAGUUGGGCGACAGAAUACGGCUUGGAAACAAUUUGGUUAUAUCCCCACCGAUUGGACGGAUCCAUCAGGGUCUACAGGUCUACCCACUCGGGAAGCGUCUCGAGCUUUGGAGUAUGCCCUUGGGGACUUCGCUGUACGUCAAGCUGGCGUUGCUCUGGGAAAGUCUUCGGACGGCAUAGCGACUUACGCGAAUCGUUCUAUGAACUUUGUGAACACGUGGAAUGCAAAUCUUACUCACGACGGGUUCACCGGCUUCGUACAGAGGAGAUACCCUAACGGAACAUUCGCCUUCAGUUCGCCGGAUGCAUGCUCUCCUGUCGAUCCCGUGUCGCAUUCUUGUGCUCGGGGGACUGACAACAACGUCGGAUUCUACGAAUCCUCGUCUUGGGAGUACAGUUUCUUUGCUCCUCACUCUGUAGCGACCCUAGUGGAACUGAUGGGAGGGAACGAUACCUUUGUCGACAGAGUCAACCACUACUUCUCCGCCGGAUACUUCUUGGCAGGGAAUGAGCCCUCAUUCGCCAUGCCUUGGAUAUACCACUAUGCCGGCCGCCCUGAUCUGAGCGUCCUACGGGUACGUCAAGUCGCCUAUGAGAAUUUCAACACCAAAAUCUCAGGAAUCCCGGGCAACGAUGACUCCGGCGCAAUGGCAGCCCUGCUCGUAUUCCAUAUCCUUGGCCUUUACCCGGUCAUGUCCUCGACCCAGAUGCUUAUCGGGUCUCCUCUCCUCUCCUCGUUCGUAUUGUCCAACGAUGUGCUUGGAACGAGUACAAAGUUUGUGGUGAACAACUUUGAUAGCACGUCCCUCAGUGCGGCGCCGCCUGAUGGAAGCAGGCUGUACGUGAAAAGUGUAACUAUCAAUGGGGUGCAGAGCUCGAGCAUCUGCGUCAUCGAUUGGCACGAUGUAGUUGGGGGAGGUGAGAUUGUUUUGGAGGUUGAUUCUAAUGCGGACGCUGCGAGAGAGAGAGGGUGUGGAGAGGCGGGACUUCCAGACUCCUUGGGGACGGGUGGAUUUUCCUGAGAUAGUCCAACCACCAUCUAUGAAUAGGAUUUGUAGGAACAGUAGUAUAUAUAUUGGACCGCGCAUUGUAUGUCACUGAAUGGCUUUCGGUUAGCAAGAGGAUGACGAGAUUCUUGGGGUAAACAUACCUCUGAGUGCGUUAUGCAUAGUUGGUUUCUUGGCAUGGUUGCUCGCUAAGUUCUUGCCAGAGGAUCUUAUGAAGAAGUGGAGGGACAGGGAUCCUCUUAGAACCUCGCAUAACUUUUGGCGCCGGCUUGUGUAGUUAAUCAGGUCAACAGGGUUUGUAGGAGCAAGAUGGAAAGACAGCGUAGGAGAAAGAGGAGUAUUGGAGGACUGCUGA
Desarmillaria tabescens is the source of this 3183-nucleotide messenger RNA. RefSeq names its product glycosyl hydrolase family 92-domain-containing protein. The transcript has 15 exons. The record is from RefSeq and is a predicted model, not a curated record. Gene Ontology annotation, cellular component: cytosol; nucleus. NCBI's taxonomy places the organism in Eukaryota, Fungi, Basidiomycota, Agaricomycetes, Agaricales, Physalacriaceae. Bases 423 to 2843 code for a protein of 806 amino acids. Gene Ontology annotation, biological process: glycoprotein catabolic process; protein deglycosylation; protein quality control for misfolded or incompletely synthesized proteins. Gene Ontology annotation, molecular function: carbohydrate binding; peptide-N4-(N-acetyl-beta-glucosaminyl)asparagine amidase activity.